CAAAUUCCACAUUCUUCAUCAAUUGGGCUUUUCCCCUCUGAAAUCAAAACCCUCGUUCGGUUCUCUACUUUUCAAUUGUGUUACAUAUUCGAAUUUAGGGUUUCUUUUUACAUGGAUGCUGUUGUUAGAAUUCCAAUCUACAUUUGAUAGCUUCAUCAUUGUUGUUUGAAUAGGAAUCCCAUGUUCAAAAUUUACCGCCGCACAACCCUUGGUUGUGCCAAGUUUUUCGAAUUCACAACCCUAAAAUGGAACCCUCUUUUCCAAUUCUGCAGGGCCACCUCCACCUCCAAUUCAUCCUCUUUCGUGGUCUCGUACCUCGUCAACAACUGUGCCUUCUCCCAAAAAACCGCUCUCAAAGCUUCCCGCAAUCUUCAUUUCUCGAAACCCCAAAAGCCUGAUUCUGUUCUCUCCUUCUUCCGAAACCACGCCUUCUCCAACUCUCAUAUAUCUCAUAUCCUCCAAAGAGUGCCCCAGUUACUUUCAUGCAACACCCAAAAGGUGCUGUUGCCAAAGUUUGAAUUUUUGCGUUCAAAGGGUGCUUCAUCCCUUGACAUUAUUCACGCCGUUACCGCCUGCCCUCAUUUUCUCCGACGAAGCUUGGAGAAUCGUAUAAUCCCAAGAUAUGAAUUUAUUAGAGGGCUCCUUCAACCCUUUAUUACGGACAAACAAAUCAUUGAUUUUCUGAUUCACAAUCCUGCUUUACUUUAUGAAAGCCGUGGGGUAGCUAACCUCGAAUUGUUGCUUGAUAGUGGAGUUCCCGGUUCAAAAAUUGUUAAAUUGCCCCAGAGAUGGCGUCGUCUACUCUACUUUGGCGACAUGUCAAAGACAGUUCAGGAGUUGAAGCAAAUGGGCUUCGAUGCUUCGCUUUCAACAUUCUGCAUAGCGUUGGUUGCCAAAAUUAUCCUAAACGAAAGCAAAUGGGCCGAGAAGAUUGACACUUAUAAGAGGUGGGGUUGGUCCGAAGAACAAGUUCUUCUAGCAUUUAGGAGGCAGCCUUAUUGUAUGCUGUCAUCCUGUGAUAAAAUUAAUGCCGUGAUGAGUUAUUGGGUGGAGCAGGCAGGCUUCAAUUCUGUGGACCUUGUCAAAUCUCCUGGAAUUUUCUUACUUAGUCUCCGAAAAAGGAUUGCUCCGAGGGCUUGUGUCUUGCAGUUUCUUGUCUCAAAAGGUCUGCUACGGAAGGAUGCAAGCUUAACGACACCAUUUGUUCUGACUGAGAAGUUGUUCCUGGAAAACUAUGUGAAACGUUUUAGGGAAGAUUCUUCUCAUCUGUUAAAGCUGUACACAGAACAUGAGUCUUGGAAAUGAUAGGGACAAGACCUUGUGUGAACUUGUCUUCAGGUUUGUUAGUUCUUAGAGAUCCUCCUUGCAAACAUUUAUGUUUUUCAGGAACAUGUUUCAUAUGCAGAUGAUUUUGUCAGAUCAGCUACAAAUUUUUGAGUUGUUUUAUGAAAGAUUCUUGUUGGGUAGAAAUUGUAAAGUAAAAUUUGUCUAAAGAAAGGGACUUCUCGUCUUAGGCAUAUUGCAGUGGCUUCAGUUAUCUGGGAUCUUCUAUCUACGAGUUUGAUUGCGCCAGCUUAGCUAUCAGUAGUUGUUUUAGCAAAAGUUUGUGGAAUAACUUAUGAGUAAAUAGGAUGGUAAGGUUGUAUCUGGAACCGAGAGGGUGCUAGCAUCUUGUAGUUGGUUAAAUGUUGAACGUAGAUUUUGUUGUCAACUGCUGUAUUUCUUCAUCUCAUUCUUGUAUGUGUUAUACUCCUGUCUAAAUCUGGAUUUCUACCAGUCUGAUUGUGUUCAUACAACAAUCAAACAGUAAAACAAGGACAAGAGUGAAAAAAAAAGAAGAAACUGUAUUUUUGAAGGUUCUAUACGCAGCGGGACGUCUAUUUCAUACCAAGAGCUUCGCAUGUUUGUGUGUAUAGAACUAGGAAUACCAGAAAUUGUCAGGACAAUUGAGACAAACCACUGUCUACAAGAAUACAACGAGUAGACAGAAUAUUCAAGCUCAACAUUUCUAGAUGUACUUUAGAAGAUGGUCUUUUGCGCUUUUCAUAAGACGAUCACAAUUUUAGAUAAAAUAUCACAAUUCUCUA
This is a messenger RNA of Vigna umbellata (rice bean), 2087 nucleotides long. RefSeq lists its product as uncharacterized. NCBI's taxonomy places the organism in Eukaryota, Viridiplantae, Streptophyta, Magnoliopsida, Fabales, Fabaceae. Gene Ontology annotation, biological process: regulation of DNA-templated transcription. Gene Ontology annotation, molecular function: double-stranded DNA binding. The record is from RefSeq and is a predicted model, not a curated record.